AUGGGGGUAAUGCUUACGCUGUUGCUUGUUCUUUUGGUUUUAGUCUGGUACCUGUUGAGGUCGAUGUCCUUGUUCUAUCAUCAUGCGCUCGGCUAUGGAUUUAUAAGAAUGCAGAGCCUCGAACUGAAAAAUUGCAGACAAGCAACAAUAUCAGCAAUCAAGGCCUCGGACUGGCCUGGAUCACCGCGGUGCAGUGGCGGACCUGAGCAUCAUCAUGGCCACAAAUCAAGGAGGUCGACAUUGAUGAUCGUCCUUGAAGUCCUCCUGAAACCGCGCAGCAUCUGA
Miscanthus lutarioriparius is the source of this 285-nucleotide messenger RNA. NCBI's taxonomy places the organism in Eukaryota, Viridiplantae, Streptophyta, Magnoliopsida, Poales, Poaceae. The record is from the annotation of a GenBank genome assembly.